AUCCAGCGACUGAGGACGCAUCAGGUGGAGACAACAACUGCAUUACGCACCAAGAAUAUAUAGAACAGUACACUCUGGGCAGCUAACUUCAAACAUAUUGACAAAAUGUCUCAUAAAAAAUAUCUUCACUUAUAUUGUAUCGAAAAACAAUGAGGAACAUUGCAACGAAUUGAGAUACAAUAUUGUGUGAUGGCUGCAUUCAAGAGACUCAAGAGACCUUGAAACAAAUUAUGCUUUAAUUAUCUGAAUAGGCAAAAACGCCUGCCAGCUAGUGUCAAACGCCCCUGGAAGACAUAAUAAGGCAUUUGUGCCCCCUUCACUUACAUUUGACAAUAUUUCAGAACUAGAAAAAGUGAUGAACUCGUCAGGUUUGGACAACCUAACCGAAUUUGCACCAUGGUAUGUCAACAGAACGGAUAUCGAGGAGGAAAAUCCGAAACUUUUGUUCGGGAUUGGCAUGGACAACUUCAUUACGCUUUUGGUUUUCGGACUCAUCUUUACACUUGGAGUGUUGGGAAACUCCAUGGUUAUCACGGUGCUGGCCCACAGUAAACCCGGAAAACCACGGAGCACCACCAACAUAUUCAUCCUCAACCUUAGCAUCGCCGACCUGUCCUACCUGCUUUUCUGCAUCCCCUUUCAGUCAACUAUUUACAUGAUGCCGACAUGGGUUCUAGGUGCCUUCAUCUGCAAGUUUAUUCAUUAUUUCUUCACCGUUUCUAUGCUGGUCAGUAUUUUCACCUUGUCCGCGAUGUCGGUGGACCGUUACAUUGCCAUUGUUCACUCCAGAAAAUCGUCCUCCAUCCGUGUGUCAAAGCACGCUUUGAUCGGAGUGGUGGUCAUUUGGAUACUGUCUUUGGCCAUGGCGGCGCCAGUCGCGGUCAUACACAACAUAUACCAGAGAGACGAGAAUCACACCUAUUGCUGGGAAGUGUGGCCGGAUCAAAACCAAAAGAAAGUCUAUGUUGUUUGCACGUUUGUUUUUGGUUAUGUAUUGCCCCUGUUGCUGAUUUCGUUCUGCUACGCAAAGGUUUUAAAUCACCUGCACAAAAAACUCAGAAACAUGUCCAAAAAGUCAGAGGCGUCGAAAAAAAAGACUGCCCAGACGGUUCUUGUAGUGGUGGUGGUGUUCUGCCUGUCAUGGCUCCCUCACCAUGUGGUCCACCUGUGGGUGGAGUUUGGCAACUUCCCCUUGACCCAGUGGUCCUUCUUGUUCCGGGUGGCGGCCCACUGCCUGGCCUAUAGCAACUCCUCCGUCAACCCUGUCAUCUAUGCCUUCCUCUCGGAGAACUUCAGAAAGGCCUACAAGCAGGUGUUCAGGUGUCAGAUUACCAACUCCCCUCUCAACGAACUCAAGGAGUUCCGCAGCAAGGUGGACAACACACCACCCUCCACCAACUGCACCAACGUCUGAUUGGAGGACACCGAGUGCCAGCUCAACUACGGACAUGAUGAUUGGUUGUUUUCAAGGGGCCUUCUGAGACAUAUAAUGCAAUGAGAUUCCAUGUUUCGAUUCAGAGAUUGUAUGAAGACAAUAUGAAGAAAACUGGAUAUGCACUCAAGGUCCACAUAGGUCCACAUCAGCGCUGUUCCGUCAUCAGAAUAAUGCUACGCCAGACGAUGUGCCAUACUGGACAUACGAUCAUAUGUGUAGUGAGCAUCUCUCUUCCUUUCUCUUUCUCUCUUGCUCCCUCUCUCUCCCUCUAUCUUGCUUUCUCUCUCGUUCUCUCUGUCAUUAUCACAGGAAGAUUGCUGAGUCUGACUCUCAGGAAUGGAAAGAAUGUGGACUUUGAUAUUUCACUGACCCUCUUCUUAUAAAUCAAAACUGUGAACGUUUGGUCAUUUGCCUUCUUAUAUGUGCAGAUAUUUUGUGCAUGUGCAUAUUGUUGGUCCUUCUUAACACUGCAUUUAGGCUGUCUUAAGUAGCUAUUGAAAUUAGCGUCUAUAAUAUAGCUUCACUCUACACAUUAAAGCCUGAGGUUACUGCUGUAUAUUGUACAUAGUAUCCUAUCAUGGAGUAGUUUUGAAUUGUUAAAAAAAAAUAUUAGCUAUUGCUCUAUUAGAUAUUGCUCAGAAUAUAAAAAAUGCACAGUGUAAUUUUCUCUUUAAAGUUGAAUAUUUUUUGAAGAGAAAGCAUUUUGUUGUUUGAUUGUAAUGGCCAAUUCUCUUGUUGCGAGUUGCCAAUGUGUAUACAAGGGAAAUGUUGUCCGUAUAACUUAAACCUGUCUUGCCAUCUGUAAUAGAGAGUUUUCAAUGGAGAAAAAAACACGUUGGGACUUUUAAUAAUACUAUUGUAUAAACUAUUUAAAAAUAGUAUAAUGUCUAGUCAAUAUAAGCCUACUUUAUCUUAUUUAUUAAAUUGGUGUAUGAUAUGGAAAGCUUAAGUCCAUGUUUUCUGGCGUAUUGUUUUGUGAUGACUUUGGCUUGUACAUUACAACUUGUACAGGUACAGUAUGUGGUUUUAUCUUAGUGCUGGAUCACUGAGCAACCUUGCUUCAAAGGCAUUGUGUGGGAUCUCGUUACCCUUUGACUUCCAUUUCCCCUCAUCAUUACAGAGUAAACUAAAGAAAAAUCUUCAAAGAUCAGAGACUGCCAAGAUUUUGUUUGUCACUUACAAUCAGAAGUAAACAGAAAAAAACAUAACUAUUCUCACAAAAGUAUAUCCUGCCCCUUUUCACAGCUAAUGUUUGAUAGUUUAGUGUAUGUGAGAGAGAUUUGAAAAAGUCACUUCUCAUUUUAUGUGUCGAAAGCUAGCUAAUACUCUUUAAAUAUUUAAAUAUUUUGUUUGGUUAACAUAAUCCAAUCAGGGAUUGUCUACUCUAUCAAUCAAUCAAUCAAAUGUAUUUAUAAAGCCCUUUUUACAUCACCCGAUGUCACAAAGUACUAUACAGAAACCCAGCCUUAAACCCCAAACAGCAAGCAAUGCAGAUAUAGAAGCACGGUGGUUAGGAACUAUUCCCUAGAAAGACAGGAACCUAGGAAGAAACCUAGAGAGGAACCAGGUUCUGAGGGUUGGCCAGUCCUCUUCUGGCUGUGCCAGGUGGAGGUUAUAACAGAACAUGGCCAAGAUGUUCAAACGUUCAUAGAUGACCAGCAGGGUCAAAUAAUAAUAAUCACAGUGGUUGUAGAUAGAGAACAAGAAUGAAACAGUAAAAAACUAAAAA
This is a messenger RNA of Oncorhynchus keta (chum salmon), 3164 nucleotides long. It is a transcript of the gene galr1a, whose product is annotated as galanin receptor 1a. The coding region runs from base 356 to 1414 and encodes 352 amino acids. Lineage: Eukaryota; Metazoa; Chordata; Actinopteri; Salmoniformes; Salmonidae. Gene Ontology annotation, molecular function: galanin receptor activity. The record is from RefSeq and is a predicted model, not a curated record. Gene Ontology annotation, cellular component: membrane. The transcript is spliced from 3 exons. Gene Ontology annotation, biological process: negative regulation of adenylate cyclase activity; G protein-coupled receptor signaling pathway; positive regulation of cytosolic calcium ion concentration.